AUGGAUUCCCAGCAAUCAAGGAAGCGAAAAUCAGCCGCGGUGGAAGCAGAACACGACACAUCUGCAGCCGCGACCCCUACAGGCAGUCCAGCAAGGAAACGCAUGAAAAUCUCUCAAUCGCAAAAGCAAGCACUGAUUGAUAACUUACAGCUCGAAAUCACCGAGCGUGCUCGUCAUCUACGAGCUCAUUAUGCCCUUCAAGCCAGCGAUCUAAGGUCUCGAAUCGAGCGUCGCAUCAACCGUAUACCACUCAGUCUCAGAAAAGCCAAUAUGGGAGAACUACUGGCAAAGUACGCAGAUACAACAAUUGCAAAGCAAAUGCCGCAAGCCGGUGACUCUACCAAAGCACUUCCCGCUGUGCCUGCGGCAGAGAACCACCGCCCUCUCCCUGCCAUCCCUCGAGAUCUGGCCUCAUCAGCAGCCAAACCGGCCAACUCGAAUGGCCCAACACCAGUGAAGGCCCCAAGAAAACGUAGCUCUGAAAUUGCUAUCCUAUCCGACAAGGAGAAUGAACCAACAGUCGAGGCGGAUGAGCUCUCCAACCCCAAGAACCCCAAGCGUACGAAAACAGCGGCCGGCACCAAGCCUCGUGCAGCGUCACGAACCAAGAAAACCAAUGCCGGCAACGUCCUCUCGCCCAAGUCCCACAACUCGCGCACACUCCCACGAUCGCCCAUCAAGGACAUGCAACCUCCUCCCCAGUCGCCCUCAAAACCAUCCUACCUCGCGCGUCCCACAUCUCCCCUCAAACCGGCCUCACCGCUCAAAACCGCCGCCAGCGCAGCCACCAGCGCCAUCUCCGCCUCGCUCCACGGAAUGGUCGAACACGCCAGACGCGGCGCCGGCAACGCAGCAGCCGGCCUCCGACGAACUGCCUCCAAAGAAAAAGCCGCCACUGCUGCCGUUGCCGCUUCCGCGCAUGACAAGGGCAAGAUGGCACCUCCACCGCGCCGAGCGGCCGCGGCAGCACAACAACAACAGCAGCAGCAGCAGCCAGAGCGGCCACUCAGUCAAGUCAGCAACCAUUCAGCCGCCUCGAAUUGGACUGCGACGUCUAGCGCCACGACGGUGAUUACGAAAAAGACUGUUGGCAAGGGGAAGACGACGCUGAGUGCGACAAGCACGAGGAAGGCCACCGGUCCAAUGAACACCAAGUCUGCUGCUGCGAAGGGGGCUGCCGCGAAGGCUGCAGGUGCGCCAGCGAAGAAGGUGGUUGUCGCUGAGCCAGCAGCUGGGAGAAGGGUGUUGAGGAAGAGGAAUUGA
Molecule: messenger RNA, 1263 nt
Organism: Endocarpon pusillum Z07020
Lineage: Eukaryota; Fungi; Ascomycota; Eurotiomycetes; Verrucariales; Verrucariaceae
Exons: 2
Coding region: 1-1263 (420 amino acids)
Biological process (GO): mitotic sister chromatid segregation
Cellular component (GO): chromosome passenger complex; chromosome, centromeric region; spindle midzone
Source: RefSeq, a predicted model, not a curated record